AUGUCCAUCCUGCUGAACAACAACAACAGUUCAAAUGGCGCAGGCUCUCUGCAUUAUAACAAUCAAAGUGAUAAUCGCAGCAGCAGCGGAAGCAGCAGCCCCAUCAUCAACAUCCCCACUGCCAACAACAACAACAACAAGAUACCAUAUCAUCGCUUAACACCUGCCAGCAAUCUCUUGACAAUGCAUGACACUGACCCCUCACAACCCGGACAACCGGGCCAACAACCACAACAGCAACAGGAGUCCCUGUUUGCCGCCACCAAGAAGGUGAUCGUCGCCGGUACAGGCUUCUUGUGCGAUGCAUACGAUCUAUUUGUGAUUAAUAACGUCAUUGUCAUUCUACAGAUAUUAUACCCAGAGACAAAGGAUACGGCUUCAGUUGUUUCCACCGCAGCGCUAUGGGGUGCCGUGGCCGGACAACUAAUCUUUGGAUUCAUGGCAGAUAGAAUUGGUCGACGAAUUGGAUUCAUCAUCACUCUGACAUUGAUUACAAUUGGUGCCUUUGGCUCUACGCUCUCCUUCAACAUUCAGGGCUCCAAGUUCAACAUCUUUGCCAUGCUGGCGCUGUGGCGUACGAUCCUCGGUAUUGGCGUCGGCGGAGAGUACCCGCUGUCGGCCACCAUCUCGUCCGAGUCGUCCAGCACCGACCAGAAGCGUGGCACCCAGGUGGCCUCUGUCUUUUCGAUGCAAGGUGUCGGCAUUAUCAUGUCGCCAAUCGUUGUACUCGUCCUGCUCAAGAUCUGUGGCGAGCCACACCUUGACAUUGUGUGGCGUGUUGCUCUGGCUAUUGGUGGUCUGCCCGGCCUCAUCAUGAUCUACUUCCGUAUCCGCAUGAAGGAGACCAAGGCGUUCACCAAGCGCAAGGACACCCUGGGCAAGCGCGAGGUUGCCAAGUACAUUAUCAAGAAUCACUGGCGCACCCUUGUGGGCACAGCCGGCAACUGGUUCAUUUUCGACAUUGUAUUCUACGCCAACGGCCUGUUCUCAUCGACCAUCCUGCAAGUUCUCAACCUGGACCACGCCAGCACCAGCUUCGAGAAGCUCAACAACACUGUGCUGGUCGCCCUCUACCUGGCUCUGCUUGGUCUGCCAGGUUACUUUGUCGGUGUGGCCCUGAUCGACCGUGUGGGCCGUCGCAACCUCCAGUUGGCUGGCUUUGCCCUGCUCGGCAUCACCUACGUCAUCAUUGGCGCCGCACUAGACUCACUCGUCAAGAUCAAGGCCCUAUUCAUUAUCCUGUACGGCCUGACGUUCUUCUUCUCCAAUGCCGGACCAAACACCACGACCUACGUGCUGCCGAGUGAGUCAUUCCCAACACGUGUGCGUGCCACCUGCCACGGUAUCUCUGCUGCCUGUGGCAAGCUUGGCGCCGUGCUCGGUGGCUAUGCUAUCGGACCAUUCUUCCACUCGAACGGUCUGGCGCACACCCUCUACGUGUGCGGUGGUAUCUCGUUUGCUGGCCUCAUCCUGACAUUCUUCUUCACCAAAGAGACGAUGAACCGUCCACCUGUCGAGGACGACUUUGACAUGGACGACGUGUCAAACGGUGAUGAAGUGACACCAGGCGAGUCUGACGAUUUGGACAGUUCCCAAGUCAAGCUCACAGGUGAGCAUCCAACCAAGGUGGAGGUCUAA
Messenger RNA from Acytostelium subglobosum LB1, 1638 nucleotides. RefSeq lists its product as hypothetical. The record is from RefSeq and is a predicted model, not a curated record. Gene Ontology annotation, biological process: carboxylic acid transport; transmembrane transport. Lineage: Eukaryota; Evosea; Eumycetozoa; Acytosteliales; Acytosteliaceae. The transcript has 2 exons. Bases 1 to 1638 code for a protein of 545 amino acids. Gene Ontology annotation, cellular component: plasma membrane. Gene Ontology annotation, molecular function: carboxylic acid transmembrane transporter activity.